GGGGGCCACAAUCAAAAAUGUCCGCUCUCUGGUCCGCACCAGCCUCGCUAUCUUAACUGGUGGGACCGAGAGAAGGUCUUGCGUGGCUGAUCUUGUCAGGCGGCAUAAUUGGUGAUGCUGGAGGCGCUCCUUCAGAUAAACUGGGCUGGAACUAUAUAGGGCUUUGAAGGUCAACACCAACACCUUGAAUUGGGCCCGGCAAACAACUGGUAGCCAGUGUAGAUCUACUCGCUUGCUGGGGCUGGGAGCGGAGGAACCCCUCUUUCUGUCUGCCUGCAUGAAUACGUAUAGUGGAUGAUGAUGACACGAGUUGGAAAAACAUCCCUGUUGAGCAGGAAAAAGAGGAUGAGGAGGGGGAUGAUGGAGACUUGCCUGUGGUGGCUGAGUUUAUUGAUGAGCGGCCAGAUGAAGUUAAAUGGAUGGAAGAAUUCCGAACCAGUAACAAGUGGAAACUAUUGGGAGAUCAGAAUGAAGAAUCACCUGAUCUUUCUGUAAUUGCAAAGUCAACAAAUAAUUCAGAAGCCACAAAACAUAAGGAAACGAAGAACUGCCCAGAUCAGUCCCUGCCCAGGAGGGGCCGCCGUGACUCCCCGGAUCAGUCCCCGCCCAGGAGGGGCCGCCGUGACUCCCCGGAUCAGUCCCCGCCCAGGAGGGGCCGCCGUGACUCCCCGGAUCAGUCCCCGCCCAGGAGGGGCCGCCGUGACUCCCCGGAUCAGUCCCCGCCCAGGAGGGGCCGCCGUGACUCCCCGGAUCAGUCCCCGCCCAGGAGGGGCCGCCGUGACUCCCCGGAUCAGUCCCCGCCCAGGAGGGGCCGCCGUGACUCCCUGGAUCAGUCCCCGCCCAGGAGGGGCCGCCGUGACUCCCCGGAUCAGUCCCCGCCCAGGAGGGGCCGCCGUGACUCCCCGGAUCAGUCCCCGCCCAGGAGGGGCCGCCGUGACUCCCCGGAUCAGUCCCUGCCCAGGAGGGGCCGCCGUGACUCCCCGUAUCAGUCCCCGCCCAGGAGGGGCCGCCGUGACUCCCCGGAUCAGUCCCCGCCCAGGUGGGGCCGCCGUGACUCCCCGGAUCAGUGUUCAUCUCCUAAAAGACCCCAUUCUGUAACAGGCAAAAAUAAUACCAGAAACUCACAUGGAAGCCAGCAGGAAUGCUACCCUGACAAGCCUUCAGCCCAUCGGAGGUGGCAAAGUACCUUUGACCUGUCACCACCCCAGAAGAAAAGGUGCAAUUCUGAUGCAGGGCUGUUGCUGCCUCGGAAGCAUCAGUCACCCCCCAGAGCGCUAAGACAGCAAAGCAACGCCAGAGAAGCCAAUCAAUGGCUCCAUUCACCUGCACCUUCCCCAAGGAAGCACCAAAGGCACGAUUCCGAAUCUGACUCCGAUUCCCCCCCACUGCAGAGAAGGAACGGCAGCAAAGCCUCCUCAGAUCCAGGCCUUUCCCCACAACGGGCCCCUCGCAAUGCACACUUGCAGCGCCCAGCCUCUCCGUCCGACCUCUUCCCUCCCAGAAGGACGCGGUGCAGGUCUUCAGACUCUGACUUGUCUCCUCCCCGAAGAGGUCAAGAAGCUAGGAAGAAGGCCCACAAGUCCAAGAGCCCCCCUGAGCUCUCCCCACCUCGUCGGGGCAAGGGCUCCAAAGGGAGGGGCGACAGCCAAAGGGACCCUCAGAUGCUUUCAGGGGGCAAAGUGGGCUUGGUGUCGGCCAAAUUACUGAGGAAGGAGCGUCAUGAGCUCAGGAAGCAGCAAGGCAGCAGCAAACAUCUGGAAGCUGAAUCGCGACAUACUGAGACGGUUUUCCGGGAUAAGUCGGGCCGCAAAAGGGACCUGAAGCAGGAGCGGCUGGAGCAGCAGAAGAGAGCAGAGGAGGCGUCUGAGCGAGACAAGCAGUAUGCCAAGUGGGGGAAGGGCCUUACACAGAGCCGGCAGCAGCAGCAGAACGUAGAGGAUGCUGUGAAAGAGAUGCAGAAGCCGCUGGCUCGGUACAUAGAUGACCAGGACCUGGACAAGAUGCUGCGGGAGCAAGAGCGCGAGGGUGACCCCAUGGCUGAUUUCCUGAAGAAGAAGAAGGCGGUCCAGGAGAAGAAAGACACGAAAGAAAAGCCACGAUACGAUGGACCAGCCCCCCCACUGAACAGGUUUAACAUCUGGCCUGGAUACCGCUGGGAUGGAGUUGACAGGUCCAACGGCUUUGAGCAGAAGCGCUUUGCCAGGAUCGCAAGUAAGAAGGCAGUUCAAGAGCUGGCAUACAAGUGGAGUGUGGAGGACAUGUGAUUUGCCAGCCUGAGGCGCAAGAGAACCUCCUCACAUUGCUGGAGGUGCAAAGGAUCUUCUCUGCAAGAGUUAAAGGGGUUCACCUAUCGAGACUCUUUCUGGUGGACAUGGCUUUCCCCCCCCCCCAACAGAAGGCGAGGCUGAUGGAAUUCCUGCAGUAUGUAUAGACUGUGCUAGAAGGAGUGAGUGAGUCCUCUGUGGUGGGGAAGCCCCAGAUCUAGUUUGAAUGGAGCCUCCUAGAAAUCUGCAGCAGGAAGAACCUGAUCCCUUAAAUAUUAAUCUUAUGGAGCAGUUGAGGAUGCUGCAGCUGAUUUCAAGCUGGGUGUCCCAAAUCUCAGGUGCUUUUUUUCCUGUGUGGUAGGGGGUGAGGAGAGGCAAAGUUAAGAGUCUCUUCCUCUUGUGCCAUAAUGGAAUGUUUUGGCUGUGUUCUCUUGGGGCUGCUGGACAUGUUUGAAACCACUGGCUGGUUUGAGACUGAACUUGCUGGUGUAAAUAAGCACAGCAUUGUCUUGGGCUUCCUGUCCUGCAUGGCCGCAUAUGUCUUGUGGAGUGUGCAGGUCAUGCCUAGGCAGGGAGGAUGCCUUUGCUGCCCUUUCCUGAAAGGGCCAUUGUGGUUUGAGAAUAAGCUCACCUACAGCAGCCACUCAAAGAGCUGGUUAGGAAGUCAACAUACAGAGUUUAAAAUCCUUGCAUUUCCCCUGAUGCCUCUGCCGGUGUCCCCAAAGGAGGCUGUUCUGGUGGAAUUCCUGCAGAAUACCCAGAAGCUAAAGUGCAAAGACUUUUUCAUAGGAAACGGGAUUCUUUGCAGCUAAAAUUUCUAAUAUCCUUUGUAAUUUGAAUGUACAGUUUGUAAAUAACAGCUUUCUUACUUUGUGUGCCUUUUUAAAAGAGGUGUUACUGUGUGUGGGUACCAGGGAACAGGAAAGAUGUGUUUGGGCUUGAGUCGUUUGGAGUUGGUAUUAAUUAAUUUACUCCUUUUUAUUUUUGAAUACAAGUACAUUUUUGCUA
Molecule: messenger RNA, 3272 nt
Organism: Rhineura floridana
Lineage: Eukaryota; Metazoa; Chordata; Lepidosauria; Squamata; Rhineuridae
Gene: BUD13
Product: BUD13 homolog
Exons: 11
Coding region: 420-2264 (614 amino acids)
Biological process (GO): mRNA splicing, via spliceosome
Cellular component (GO): RES complex; U2-type spliceosomal complex
Molecular function (GO): RNA binding
Source: RefSeq, a predicted model, not a curated record